Molecule: messenger RNA, 1278 nt
Organism: Chenopodium quinoa (quinoa)
Lineage: Eukaryota; Viridiplantae; Streptophyta; Magnoliopsida; Caryophyllales; Amaranthaceae
Exons: 4
Coding region: 1-1278 (425 amino acids)
Molecular function (GO): RNA-DNA hybrid ribonuclease activity; nucleic acid binding
Source: RefSeq, a predicted model, not a curated record
AUGAUAAAUUUACAAAAGUCUUAUGUCCGUUUUAGUGCUAAUGCACCUGAGGAUUACAGGGACUACCUAUCUACCACUCUUCGCUUGCAGGCUCGCUCUUCCAAUGGUGACUAUUUGGGUCUCCUAGUUGAUCUAGGUCGUCGAAAAUGUAAAGAUUUCCAGUUUAUGGUAGACAGGGUAACUCAGCGUCUGUCUUCCUUUGCUUCCCUGCACUUAUCGUCAACAGCUAAGUUUGUCAUUAUCAACUCUGUUUUGGUGGCUUCUUUUAAUCAUAUUCUCUCAGUUUUUAAGGCCCCUUCUACUAUUUGCGAUCGAAUAGAUUCCCUUUUUUCAAGAUACUGGUGGCAGUCUGGUAAGGAUUCUAAAGGUUUGGCUUUAGCUUUUGCAAUGACAGUGCAUCUUCCUAAAGUGUUAGGACGUCUUGGCAUUAGUCAUUUUCACUCGUUUAACUUGUCUUUGCUUGCGAAACAAACAUGGCGGCUGAUUCAUCAUCCCCAACUCUUAGUGUCUCACGUUCACAAAGCUAAGUGUCCUUCCUUACUUUCCGCUAGGCCUAUUAUGACGGCUUUGCGUCCUUCUUGGGGUAGCCGGGUUGUCUUUAGACCUUCGAUUCUUGAGGAUGAUAGACCCACCUUUGUUUCUGAGUUACUGUUUCCAGGGUCUUCUUCUUGUAUUCCUAUUGAUCCUACCUGUAUCUUUUGUCAUCGAAAUUCUGAGUUAGUUGAGCAUUUGUUUCGAGAUUGCCAGUUUACUAAAAAGCUACGGGAUAACUUUAACCGUGAUCAGUUACUCAGUGCUUCUCCGUCUACUCCGUUUCAUCUUUGGUUCGAGGAUCUUGUGUCUUUGGUUGGCUUCUUUGGUUUAUGUUGGGCGAUUUGGUUGACAAGUAAUAAUGUUAGGGAUUCUCACACUGCUGGGAUGGGUUGGUGUUUUCGAGAUCCAAGUUCUCCUAUUUAUAUUGCUAGAGGAGCUAGGGCCUGCACUGCUAGUUCAGCACUCCAAUCUGAGUUACUUACCUGUCUUUGGGGUUUGCGGCAUGCUCUCCACCGUGGUGUUUCCCAGCUUCUGCUCUGUACAGACUGUAUGUCCGUUCCACAUCUUCUCGUGGAUCAUGGGUCAACGAAUAUUUCGAUAAUGUGGAUUUUGGGCAACAUUCGUAAUGUUAUCUCCUCUUUUUCCCUUUGUCACAUUCAGAAGGUUUCACGGUCUUCAGUUGCAGUUGCUCAUCGGUUAGCUAGUGCUGCUAAUCGUAAAGAGUUACUUUGUUACGUUUUUUAA